AUGAAUCUCUGGCUAUACACACUCUCAUUGAUUCCGCUCGUGGACGCAUGGACUUUUCUGUACACCAAUGCGACCGGAAAUGCCACCAUCCUACAUGACACUGGAACGGACAACUGCACGCAAAUAGACCUAGCUGGAGGGAAACUCUUCUCCUGGGAUCCCGAGGAUUCGGGUCUUUGUAUCUCGAUAUAUUACGAUGCUACGUGCACGGAUAGAGGGGGUCUCUCUUGUAACGCUUGGAGCAAGAACGCGAGCACGACAUUCCACGGCGUCCAGAUAUACUCCGAGUCAGAUUCUUCUUCUACGUCUGUUUCGACCUCGACUCCGACUCCUACAACAUCAGCUUCCAGCUCCACAUCAACUUCUACCUCCACGUCUACGACCUCUAUGUCCACAUCGUCGACUCCCACCGCCACCUCCACAUCCACAUCCACAAACCCUGGUGCUGCGGGUAAUGGCUCUUCAUCCUCUCUUUCAGGCGGCGCUAUCGCCGGCAUCGUGAUUGGAGUUUUGGGUGGAGUGGCCAUCAUCGGGGGACUAUUCUUCUAUUUUGGACGCCGGAACCGCAAGAGCGAGAACCUUACCGAUGUCAAAGAGCUACCUGGCCCAACAUCUGGCUCGAUUUCCGGAGAUCCACGUCGUCCAUAUUCCCCACAGUCACCAAUGAUGGUAGCUGGAUAUGCACAGCCGGCAUAUACGGACAACUCAGAUAAGGCGCCUAAUUCAUCGAGCGGCAUGUCAUCAGUACGUCCUGCUCCGGGGUCUCGGGUGGUGGAACUAGCGGGUCAUGACCGGGCAGUUGAGCUGGGGAAUAGCCCGAUCAGUGAGCUUGAUGGUCAGCCAUCGGAGAAGUACUCUUAUCGAUUUUAA
This is a messenger RNA of Penicillium daleae, 870 nucleotides long. RefSeq names its product EGFR-like transmembrane domain-containing protein. Lineage: Eukaryota; Fungi; Ascomycota; Eurotiomycetes; Eurotiales; Aspergillaceae. The record is from RefSeq and is a predicted model, not a curated record. The coding region runs from base 1 to 870 and encodes 289 amino acids. The transcript has a single exon.